AUGACAGAAGAGGCCGCUCCAGGAGAGGAAGGUGAGCCGUACUGGAUCAUGUGGAUCCGGCUGGCCUCACUCAAAGUGGUUACAGAAGCUCUGUAUCCGGCAACUCCACUGGAACUCCGUAGAAGUCUGGAAGUGGUAAUCUACACUCCUCUCCUCAAUCAGGGUCGCGAGACUACGACCGGGGCCGCGGAAGGUCUCGUGACCGCUACCGAAGCCGCAGCCGCGAUCGGAAUGAUCGCCGGGAUCGCGACAGAAGUCUCCGACGAGCUUUUGGGCCAGGAGGAAGGCCCAGUGGAAACUGGGGCGGAGAUUGGGUUUGCAAGAAAUGCGACUGCAGCAAUUUCGCGAGAAGAGAUGAAUGCUUUAAGUGCAAUGCGAAAAAGCCAGCUGACUGAGUUCAGAUGGUUUAAACAUGUUUUAGUUUGCGGCUAA
Molecule: messenger RNA, 432 nt
Organism: Cladocopium goreaui
Lineage: Eukaryota; Dinophyceae; Suessiales; Symbiodiniaceae
Source: the annotation of a GenBank genome assembly